AUGAACGGUCACUUCUCCUCUGUUGGCGAUGCGCCAACCACGGCUCAAUACGAGCAUGGCAUCCAAGUUAUAGACGAAGACAAGCAGUUCAACCAGAAUAUCAACGCCUAUCUGCAAGCAACCGAUAUCGCUGAUACUGGAUUCAACUACCACCUCAUAUCCGUAUUCGGUUCUCAGUCUACCGGCAAGUCCACACUGCUUAAUUAUCUAUUCGGUACCCAGUUCAAUGUCAUGUCCGAGGUCGAACGUCGGCAAACUACCAAGGGAAUAUGGAUGUCCAAGAAUAAAAAGGGAUCCAUGGCCGACAAUAUCCUGGUCAUGGAUGUCGAAGGUACUGAUGGUCGAGAGAGGGGUGAGGAUCAAGACUUCGAGAGGAAGAGCGCACUAUUCGCACUAGCUACUAGCGAGGUGCUCAUCAUGAACAUAUGGGAACACCAAGUUGGAUUGUACCAAGGUGCAAACAUGGGGUUGCUGAAGACAGUCUUCGAAGUCAAUCUCCAACUGUUCUUAAAGGAUGUUCAAUCUACGCCUAGGUCGCUCCUAUUCUUCGUUAUCCGCGACCAUAUUGGCCACACUCCUCUAGUAAACCUCCGAAAUACCCUAAUCCAGGAUCUGACUAAAAUUUGGUCGUCGAUUUCGAAGCCACAAGGUCUGGAGAAGUCACGCAUAGAAGACUAUUUCGACUUUGCUUUUGCUGCGCUACCUCACAAGAUCCUACAGCCAGACAAAUUUGAGACCGAGGUCGUGAACCUAGGUAGAAGAUUCGUUACCGGGAAUCGGAACUCGAAGACCCAUCUGGAGCAUGGCAAACACGAGCUUGAGGGCGGUGUCUUCCUGCCCGAAUACCACCGAAGAAUCCCGGCAGAUGGGUUUUCUGUAUAUGCCGAGGGCGUGUGGGAUCAGAUCGUUAACAAUAAGGAUCUCGAUCUCCCCACGCAGCAAGAGCUCCUUGCUCAGUUCCGUUGCGACGAGAUUUCACGAGAGGUUUUAAUAGCCUUCGACGUCGCCAUUAGCCCGUUGGAAGAGAAGCAAGCCGAAUCCGCUCAUAAUGGGAAGCCGAUUGUGCUCCCCGAUCUCGGCAGCAUUGGUUCUGCAGCGAGGGAGAAAUGUGUCAAGGCGUUCGAAACGCAGGCUAGCAGGUAUCACAAAACCGUCUAUACGAGGAAGCGAACCGACCUGGAAGGCAAAAUCGACCAACGCCUUAAGGCGUUGUAUCAUGGGCAGUUAUCUGCCGCUCACAAGUCCAGCGUGGCCCUUUUCAGCGAUGCCGUCUCUGGCGCAGUAAAAGCAGGUCAGAAGUCGGGAGGGUCCUAUGAGUUCGCCGAGAUCGUCGAUAAGGAGAAAACAAAAGCUCUGGGCAUAUUCAAGAAAGAAACACAGAGCCUGGAAAUUUCAGGCGUGGCGUGGACCAACUUCAACUCUCAAUAUGUGCUCUUCGAGAAGGAGCUUGACGAGGUCAGUGCUCGCUUAAGAAAGGAGGAGAUGCGCAGACUAGCUACUCGAGUCGAACGUUGGGUCAAAUCUCGACUUGGGGAUGCCGUUGGACUCGAGUUCAACAAGAUUGGCUCUGGGAGGGGCGGGUCCGGGGCACCCGAAGCCGGAGAAAAGCCUGCGAGCGAGAAAGACCUCUGGGAUCGUAUCUGGAAUGUCUUUACUUCCGUCGUCAAGGAGGCCGAGAGCCGCUUUGUGGAGAGAGCUAAGAGCUUUGAGGCAAACGAUGGAGAGGUUGAAGUCGGGUUAUGGCGUCUGCGACGCAAGAGUUGGGUGGCACUAAGGGAGAAAAUUGAGGAGGAAGUGAUGGAAGGCAAUAUUCUACUCAAGUUACGGGAAAACUUCGAGGACAAAUUCCGGUAUGACGAAGCUGGGGUGCCGCGGAUAUGGCGGCCGGCGGAUGACAUCGAGGGUAUAUACACUCGUGCUCGGGAGUCGACUCUGACGCUUAUCCCGCUCCUAUCGAAGUUCAGGCUGUCCGCUGCCAAUGCGUCUCCAGAUCUCCCUGAGUUUAUUGGCCACCAACCCCCGGGCACGGAACCUGAGGAUGAGAAUGAUCUCGCGCCAAUCGGUGGCAUCGACGAGGAGGAUGGAAAGAGCCUCGAGGAGGAGAUGACCGUGCUGAGCGAGGGCAAGCGGCAGGAUCUGGUUGUCAGGUUUAAGAAGACCGCCGAUGGAGUAUAUGUCGAGGCCAAGCGCAGCGCCAUCGGUGGGAUUACGCAGGUGCCUCUGUACUUCUACGGAUUGUUGCUGGCGCUGGGGUGGAACGAAUUUCUGACUGUUCUGCGCAAUCCUAUUCUCUUUCUACUUGUUAUCGUUAUCGCCGGCGGACUCUAUGUCUCGUAUAGCCUCAACCUGCUGGGCCCUAUGAUGCAGAUGACCAACGCCGCCUGGAACCAGGCUGUCGAGAUCGGCAAGCAGCACCUUCGCGAGUUCCUUGAGAACAACGAUACGGCGAGACAGGCGAUUGGCAUGCCGGGCCGGGAUAAUGGCUCGGUUAGUCUAGACAACUUAGAUAGUCGGGGAAAGAAAUCUCAGGCGGUGGUCAACGAUGACGACGAUAUUUAA
Messenger RNA from Durotheca rogersii, 2559 nucleotides. RefSeq names its product root hair defective 3 GTP-binding protein. The transcript is spliced from 4 exons. Gene Ontology annotation, molecular function: GTP binding; GTPase activity. Gene Ontology annotation, cellular component: endoplasmic reticulum. Gene Ontology annotation, biological process: endoplasmic reticulum membrane fusion. The record is from RefSeq and is a predicted model, not a curated record. The coding region runs from base 1 to 2559 and encodes 852 amino acids. Lineage: Eukaryota; Fungi; Ascomycota; Sordariomycetes; Xylariales; Xylariaceae.